Bipolaris victoriae FI3 is the source of this 1500-nucleotide messenger RNA. RefSeq lists its product as hypothetical. The record is from RefSeq and is a predicted model, not a curated record. The coding region runs from base 1 to 1500 and encodes 499 amino acids. Lineage: Eukaryota; Fungi; Ascomycota; Dothideomycetes; Pleosporales; Pleosporaceae. Gene Ontology annotation, molecular function: iron ion binding; monooxygenase activity; oxidoreductase activity, acting on paired donors, with incorporation or reduction of molecular oxygen. The transcript has 2 exons.
AUGUUAUCUUCGCCCAGAGCUAUUGCGCUGAGCACUGGUCUAUGUUUACUCCUUUACUACGUGCUUUGGGCCAUCUACGUGCUCUACUUCCAUCCUUUGGCUCCCUACCCCGGCCCGAAGUCAUGGCUUUUCUCUCGAGUAGCGUACUCGCGCGGUUUACGCCAGGGUACCCUCAUCCAUAAGCUUCGACAGCUACACGACAACUACGGCCCUGUUGUUCGCUAUGGAGUAAAUGAACUUUCGUACACCGAUGCUCGCGCGUGGAAGGAUGUUUAUGGUUUCCACGGCGGACCCGACAAGAAUUUCGACCGUGAUCCUCGAUUCUACCAGCCAGCACCAAAUGGUAUUCCGAGCAUCUUGUCAGCCAGAAACGAACAUCAUGCUUCUAUCAGGAGGCUCCUAGCGCCUGCAUUUUCUGACACCGCACUCAAGCAGCAAGAACCAAUUGUGCGUGGCUACGUGGACCUCUUGAUCAGCAAGCUGCUGAAGCGAGCUAACGGGCCUCCGGUCAACAUUGGCAACUACUUCCAAUUCACUACGUUCGACAUAGCGGGCGAUCUCAUGUAUGGCGAAAGCUUUGGAUGCUUGGAGCGGGAGGAGUACCAUACAUGGCUCAAGGUCAUGACGGCGUUCUUCAAGCGAUUGAUGAUCGGAGCUUCACUAGUCUCGCUGGUUCCUGCCAUACGACCUUUGCUCCCUUACAUCAUUCCGAAGCGUGUCCAAGAGCAAACACGCCAGCGAUUUGCUUUUACAGUCGAGAAGGUCGGGCAGCGACUUGCUAUGGGUGAAUCUACCAAUCGCGCCGACUUUAUGACGUACAUGGUUCGAACGCAUAGCAAAAGCGGUUUUGCAAUGGCACGCGGAGAGCUCGAUGCGACGUUCGAUGUCCUCGUUAGUGCUGGUGCCGAAACCACUGCCACAGCUUUGACUGGUACCGUCCAAUAUUUGCUGCGCAAUCCGGCCAAGCUGCGCCGACUUCAAGAUGAAAUCCGAAGCAAGUUCGCGGAUUCUGGAGAAAUCACAGUCGCGAGCAUUGGAGAUCUUCCGUACCUUACAGCGGUACUGAACGAGGGUAUGCGACUCUGUCCGCCUGCGCCCUCGAUGCGCCCUCGAGUUGUACCAAAAGGAGGUGCUUUGGUGUGCGGCAAGUGGCUUCCAGAAGGGGUAUCCGUUGGAAUACCGCCAUGGUCCACAUUCAGGUCUGCAGAAAAUUUCGCACAGCCGGAUGAAUUCAUCCCAGAGCGAUGGCUUCGGCCAGAAGAGGGUGGGUUGGAGAUGAAACCUCAUGAUGCAGGUGCAUUCCUGCCCUUUUCGUACGGCUCUCGAGAUUGUCUUGGUCGAUCUCUGGGUUGGGCGGAGAUGCGUCUGAUCUUGACAAUGGUGCUUUGGCAUUUCGAUCUCGAGAAUAGGAGUGUUGAGAAUACGUGGGAGAACCAGAAGGUAUUCGUGAUGUGGGAUAUGGUGCCCAUGAUGGUGGCUUUGCGAUCAAUUGAAAGAUGA